CAUGCACGACAAAAUUGGGUGUUUUCCUUGCCUCGAUAGUAAGAAUUCAAUAUACCCGCGGUGACCAUCCAGGAGCCUUGAUAUAUUUAAUUUUUAAUCGUUACUGGAUGUUAUACGUAUGUGUUACUGUAUGUUAUAUGUAUGAUGAAUCUAUGUACGAAAAAUAUUAGAAAGUCAUUGUAUUGUCAUCGCAUAAAAGAAAACUUACUUACCGAAGCUUACUUUUUAAAUUACAAGAAGAAAAUGGCAUGCACGACAAAAUUGGGUGUUUUCCUCGCCUCGAUAUUAAGAAUUCAAUAUAGCCGCGGUGACCAUCCAGGAGCCUUAAUAUAUUUAAUUUUUUACCGUUACUGGAUGUUAUACGUAUGUGUUACUGUAUGUUAUAUGUAUGAUGAAUCUGUGUACGAAAAGUAUUAGAAAGUCAUUGUAUUGUCAUCGCAUAAAAGAAAACUUACUCUUACCGAAGCUUACUUUUUAAAUUAUAAGAAGAAAUAGUUGGGAAUUACGGACUGUAUACGCUGCGUACUAUCGCGUAUAGCAAGCAGCUGAUCCCAGCAAGCGCUCCCCAUAAUCACCUGCGUCGGACGAUGAGUUGCGUUGCCCCUGCCUACAGGCACUAUCUUCUGGUCGGAUAUGAAGCUGAAGCGAAUCUCGCGAUUAGAUCGCGGUAGUGAUCAUCAAGACAUAAUGAGCACCGGUUUAGAUCUGGUGGAAGGUCUAGCCUACGACUGGAUUGGUCAGAAUCUGUAUUGGUUAGACUCAAAGCUGAAUACAAUCGAAGUAGCUAAGGAGACUGGAGCUGGAAGAAUGAUUCUUGUCAAGGAGAAUAUUACGCAGCCACGUGGAAUGUGUUUGGAUCCCAAUCCAGGUGCGAGAUGGCUCUUCUGGACCGAUUGGGGUGAAAACCCUAGAAUUGAAAGAAUUGGUAUGGACGACACCAAUCGAUCGACCAUCAUCAGCACAAAGAUUUACUGGCCGAACGGUCUAGCGCUAGAUAUCGCAAAUCGCAGAAUAUAUUUUGCGGACAGCAAGCUAGAUUUCAUCGACACAUGUUUGUACGAUGGCAGCAAGAGACUUCAGGUUCUAGCCAGUUUGCACUAUCUUCUGCAUCCCCAUUCCCUUACUCUUUUUGAGGACACUAUGUAUUGGACCGAUAGACAGCUCAAUCGAGUACUUUCCGCACACAAGUUUAAGGGCUCCAAUCAGACGGUGAUGUCGCAUCUAAUUUCCCGGCCGCUUUCUAUACACGUACAUCAUCCAGUGCUACAACCGAUCACUGCGAAUCCUUGUGCUAACACAUCCUGUGAACAUUUAUGUCUUCUGUCGCCCAUUAACCCGAAAGGAUACAGUUGUAAAUGCCAAGUUGGAUUUAAUUUGCUACCUGACGGGCGCUGUAUGGAAGAAGAGACACCAUACUUAAUAGUUCUUCGGAGUUCUCAGAUUGUUGACGUUUAUUUAACGCCUAAAGAAACCAAGACUGGAUACAUCACGCCCAUCGUAGGUGUGGAAGGCGGAAGAUUGAUAGAAUAUGAUAGAAGAGAUUGUAUUAUUUACUGGCUGCAAGAAAAAGAUGGCGACAGCAAAAAUGGCACGAUUUAUGGCAUUCUUUACAACGGUGGCAACCGGACAGAGUUUCCAAACGUUUCCAAACCGAAAGCGAUGUGCGUGGACCCUAUUGACAGACAAAUAUUUUGGGUGGACGACGGAGGUUUUGGAAUACCUCGAAAGAUCGGACGAGUGAAUAUGGACGGCACUAAUCCGCUGGUCCUCGUAGAGAACAUAGAACGUUCUGAAGCAAUUACCAUCGAUAUACCUAGCAAGACGCUAUACUUUUCCUGCCAGAAUCCGGCUUUUAUUAAAGCUAUGUCGACAGACGGUCUGAAUGUCCGCACCAUUCUUACUGCUGCAAACAACAUGGCUUUGCCUAAGGCGAUAGCUGUCCAUGAGUCUCGUCUGUACUACUUGGACCCGCUUUAUGACAAAAUUGAACGUGUUGAUCUGCCUAACGGCGACAAUCCAACCACUAUCAUUGACAACGACUCGGAGCUUCGUACUUUGACCAUUUAUAAAAAACGUGUGACCGGAUCUCAUCCUUGUCUUAUAAACAAUGGCGAAUGCGAGCAGCUUUGUCUGCCUGCGUCUGGAGGUACGCGCGUUUGUGCUUACGAAAUGAAAUAUAAGAAGGUCACGGAAACCAGAUGCGAGCCUUACAAGACUAUUGCCGUGGUAACUCAGCUGGAUGUUGCCCGGGGUUACAGUCUCAAGGACUCCAAGGAAGCCAUGGUACCCAUUACUAAAAUUGGUCAUCAUAUCCUCCAUGUUGAUGUACAUUACGCGGGCAACUGGAUAUAUUGGGUGGAAUUUAAUCGAGGCAUCUGGAAUGGUAUCUUCAGAAUACGAUUUUAGAAUACAGAAUACGACAUUGCAUAUUUGGUCCGUAAUUCGCUAACUAUUUCUUCUAAGAAUAAAGUAAGAAAUACGACGAAUGGUUGUUUUGAAUCACCUUGUAUAUCUACAAUAAUUUUUUACUACAAAGAAAAACUUUUGUAAUACAAACCACUACAAACGAUUUGUGAUAGA
Molecule: messenger RNA, 2580 nt
Organism: Temnothorax curvispinosus
Lineage: Eukaryota; Metazoa; Arthropoda; Insecta; Hymenoptera; Formicidae
Product: low-density lipoprotein receptor-related protein 2-like
Exons: 1
Coding region: 634-2406 (590 amino acids)
Source: RefSeq, a predicted model, not a curated record